AACAUCGUAAAUUUAACAAGUGAUCAUAACAAGCAAUCAUUCAAGCGAACUCUAUCGGAGCUGAGCAGAGUCGGUCAAUUUCUGGUACAUUGCACUGAAUUUUAUCAACAUGGAUGUCAGAACAGUGCUGCUUGAUUUUCGGGUGGAAUCAGAGAUACUUGAUAAUUUGUGUCAGACAGGGUCAAAGAUCAAUGAACAGUUGAAGGGUGCUCUCUCAUCAGUUGGCCUUGGUGAUAACAUGCAGGUCCAUUCCAGCGGAGAACAGUUUUUCAUCUGCAGUUUUGGGCACGCAAGGAGUGCAAUGUUCAGCGGUCACCGCCCCGACCUUGUGACCCUGACCUUCCAGUACGACAGAAAGGCCAAGCCAUCUCCCACGAACGAGAAUCUUCCUGUGCUAGAGGAAGGUAGCAUGGAAGCUUUGAAGGAGGAGCUGAAGAAAGUGUUCAACCCAAAGAAAUGUAAACUGUUUCCGGAGAUUUCGAGAGGCGCGGCCGUCGAUCGGUACAUCCCAACCGCAGACAGAAGGCUUGUAGAAUAUGACUUUGAUGCUGCGACGUUUGAAGCGGACUCUGAAUAUCAGAACGUCAAGAUCAUGCAUUCACCGCAGUACGGUAACAUGCUGAUUCUUGAUGACGAUCCAAAUCUAGCUGAGAGUGAUCUUGCUUACACCCAGGCCAUCACCGGUAACGGGAGAGAGUCCUACACCGGUAAAGAGGUUCUCAUCCUUGGGGGCGGAGACGGGGGCAUCCUACAUGAAGUCCUCAAGGAGAAUCCUAAAUCCAUCAUUAUGGUGGAAAUAGAUAAGGUUGUUAUAGAUGCUGCUGUCAAGCACCUGCGAGGGAUCUGCUACGACUCCAUGGACUCGCUGACAGGAGACAAUUAUGAGGUUAAAGUAGCUGACUGUAUACCCAUCAUGCAACAGUACAUCGCAGAUGGCAAGAUGUUUGAUUACAUCAUCAAUGACCUAACGGCCAUUCCUAUUACUACAGAACCAAGAGGAAGCCAGUGGGACUUCCUUCAUCUAAUCCUAGAUCUUUCAAUGCAACUUCUGAAGCCAACAGGGAAAUAUUUCACUCAGGGCAAUGGUUUCAACAACAAGUCAGCGCUGGCCAUGUAUGAGGAGCAGCUGGGCAAACUGAAAUACAAAGUGAGCUUCAGCAAGGAAAAUAUCUGUGUGCCAUCCUAUCUGGAAAUGUGGGUAUUCUACGAGAUCUGGAAGGAAGCCGACACAUAAAACAUCGAUGGGAUGAUGAUAUUGCAUAUCAUGCUGACUAUCCCUUUCAAUGCUUCUUUGCCUCUAAGGUUUUAAGGAAUUGCCAAAAAUUAUACAUGUACCUCAAAAAUUUUAUAUGGUCUUUUGAUUUCAGUACUGAUUUGAAUAUGGGCAAUGGUUCUCACAUUGAUUUUUUUUUAGAUAUAAAGAAAACUUUCACCUUUAGGCAGCUAUCCCAAGGACAUUUAACCCGGACUACGACAGUAUUAGUAACCCGGGGGAUCUCCAAGGAGAUAGUUGCAAUUGGCUUUGUAGGUUUCCCAUUGCCUUCAGGAGAGAAAAUAUGUCGUUCGUGAUAAUGAUAUGGGGGAAUUUUUAAAUGGCUGAAUUAAGGAUAUCAUAUUCAUAAUCCCCAAAUUGGCUUGGCUAUAGUUUUUUUUCAAAUCUCCUCUUUUUUCCCCCUUUUUCUUUAUGCUUCAAAAGCAUUCUAUUUCUUCAUGAUCGACGCCGUGGAGCAUUGUCCUUGAAAUAUAUUUGUAAUAGAAUUGGACGUGAUUAUCACAAUGUUAAUGCAGCUUUAUGUAAAAUGAAGUGUAUUUACUAAAUUGUUCUCGAAGGAAAUGCUGCCUGUUUUUAGUAAUACUCAAAAUAAGUCAUGAUGCAUCUUAAUGGAGUAUUUCAGAAUAUGUCGGGAUCAAGUACAUUGUUUUUUCAAAAUGUCCCACGUGAGUACUUCCGUUUUGGCGAUAUGUCAGGGAUUGUGGUUUUAGCUAAGUAUAUUUAACUCACAAACCAUGGGAACCAGGGCCCCGUUUCAUAAAACUUGUUCAAUAACAGAUGCUAGAAUUCUAUGACAAAGUUGCUCUCAGCCAAUCAAAUGCCACGAUUCCGUAGCUUAUAACAAGUUUUAUGAAACAGGGCCCAGGUGUCUCCUGUAUUAAGCCUAUGGGAAUAAGGGAUUCAUUUGUCUGUGGGUUAAACGACUCUAUUUAAAGGUACUAUGUCCCAUUUGCAGGCCAAAAAAA
Molecule: messenger RNA, 2238 nt
Organism: Strongylocentrotus purpuratus (purple sea urchin)
Lineage: Eukaryota; Metazoa; Echinodermata; Echinoidea; Camarodonta; Strongylocentrotidae
Product: spermine synthase-like
Exons: 10
Coding region: 110-1234 (374 amino acids)
Biological process (GO): spermine biosynthetic process
Molecular function (GO): spermine synthase activity
Source: RefSeq, a predicted model, not a curated record